AUGGAACUCCCACGUGUAGGAUACCAUAGUGGAAAGAAGGUCUUCACUGAUGAACAAGAGAAGGAAUUAACAGAAUACCUGAUGAAAGCUGCAGAUGCAUUUUAUGGACUAUGUCCACGUGAGGUAAAAGAACUGGCAUAUCAGCUUGCAGUGAAACAUGGAUGCAAAUAUCCAAAGUCAUGGGACAAAUUCUCAAGGGCUGGACCAGACUGGUUCUCAGCCUACAUGAAACGAAACCCAACUUUGUCCAUUAGAAGUGCUGAGGCUACAAGUCUGGCACGGGCCACCAGUUUUAAUCAACACAAUGUAGCAAUGUUUUUCAAAAAAUUUGAUGAAGUGCUAAAGAGACACACCUUAACAGCAAAUGACAUAUGGAAUAUUGAUGAGACUGGCAUAACAACUGUGCAAACCCCAGACAGAGUGAUUGCAAAACGUGGCACUAAACAAGUUGGAGCAAUGACAUCAGCAGAGAGAGGUUCACUGGUCACCCUUGCAUGUGCAGUUAAUGCCAUUGGCAACACAAUUCCUCCAAUGUUUGUGUUCCCACGCAUACGUUAUGCAGACCACUUUGUCAGAGAUGGGCCAGUAGGAAGUAUUGGCAGUGGAAAUAAGUCAGGAUGGAUGCAAGAAACAGAGUUCCUCAUCUUUCUAAAGCACUUUGCAAACCACACCAAGGUCAGCAAUGAAAAAAAAGUGAUUCUUCUCAUGGAUAACCACAGUUCACACCUGUCAAUUGCAGCCAUUGACUUCUGCAAGAGCAAUGGAAUUGUGAUGCUCACAUUUCCCCCUCACUGCAGUCACAAACUCCAACCACUUGACAGGAGUGUUUAUGGCCCACUGAAAAAGAUGGUGAACAGUGCAAGUGAUUCCUGGAUGAGAAUGAAUCCAGGAAAGACCAUGACAAUAUAUGAAAUACCAGGUCUUGUCAGGACGGCACUUCCAGCAGCAGCUACACCAAAGAAUAUACAGGCUGGAUUCCAGUGCUGUGGAAUUUGGCCAUACAAUCCAAACAUAUUUGAGGACAGUGACUUUGCUCCAUCACAGGUCACAGAUCGUCCAUAUGGACAUUUCUCCAGCUGACCAACAGUCCGCUCCUCUUGCUGCUCAUCUCACCAGUCCUACAGCUGACGACAUGACCACUCCUCCAGAUGCUCACGUCUCCAGUCUCCCAACUGACCUCCAAGCUGCUCCCUCAUCAGGCUGUGAUGAAAACCCACAGACCUCCUUGGGCUUUAACCCAGAAGAUGUGCGACCCUUACCAAAAGCUGGACCUAGAAAAACCCCUUCAACGGGAAGAAAAAGGAAACAAACAGCAAUACUCACUGAUACACCAGUUAAGAUGGCUCUUGAAGCAGACCAGAGAAGCAGGAAAAUAAGUUUUCCAAAGAAGAGGCUGUGCCAGAAACAAGGCAAAUCCACUCCCACAAACCUAAAACAAUCCAAGCUUUCCACAUCACGAAAGAAAAAUCAGAAAAUGAAUAACACUGAACAGGACAACACAGAUUCCUCAGAUGCUGAUGAGAAUUUCUGUAUUGUGUGCAUGGAAAACUUCAAUAACUCAAAGCCAAAAGAAGCUUGGGUUAAGUGCCUGACCUGUGCACUGUGGGCUCAUGAGGCCUGCACUCCAGGACAGCCAUACAUCUGUCACCACUGUGAUUCUGAUGGUGAUUAAAAACUUG
Oreochromis niloticus (Nile tilapia) is the source of this 1679-nucleotide messenger RNA. RefSeq lists its product as uncharacterized. Gene Ontology annotation, cellular component: nucleus. The coding region runs from base 1 to 1080 and encodes 359 amino acids. Gene Ontology annotation, molecular function: DNA binding. The record is from RefSeq and is a predicted model, not a curated record. The transcript is spliced from 2 exons. NCBI's taxonomy places the organism in Eukaryota, Metazoa, Chordata, Actinopteri, Cichliformes, Cichlidae.